AUCAUGAUCAUCUUCUCGUCGCGCAGUGUGCUGCUGUCAGUCUACUACCCGCAGAUCUUCCUCAUUCUGACGAGCGGCAGCUACCUAGCCCUGUCGUCCGUGGUCGCUCUGGGUGCCAACAUCAUCUGUAAUAAGAUCCCCGGAUUGGCCCCUCGACAGCGGGCCAUCUGCCAGAGUCGGCCGGACGCCAUCAUCGUGGUGGGCGAGGGUGCUCAGAUGGGGAUCAACGAGUGCCAGUACCAGUUUCGCUAUGGCCGCUGGAACUGCUCGGCCCUGGGAGAGAGGACGGUGUUUGGGCAGGAGCUGCGAGUAGGCAGUCGGGAAGCGGCCUUCACCUAUGCCAUCACUGCAGCAGGAGUGGCCCAUGCCAUCACAGCGGCCUGCAGCCAGGGCAAACUCAACCAGUGCGGAUGUGACCGGGAGAAACAGGGCUACUACAACCAGGAGGAGGGCUGGAAGUGGGGGGGCUGUUCAGCUGACAUCAAGUACGGCAUUGAGUUCUCCCGCCGCUUUGUGGAUGCCAGAGAGAUUAAAAAGACUCCACGUCGCCUCAUGAACCUGCACAACAAUGAAGCUGGCAGAAAGGUGUUAGAGGAGAGGAUGAAGUUGGAGUGCAAGUGUCAUGGAGUCUCUGGUUCCUGCACAACCAAGACUUGUUGGACUACACUUCCCAAGUUUCGAGAAAUUGGCUACCUUCUUAAGGAGAAAUACAACCAUGCGGUACAUGUGGAGGUGGUGCGGGCAAGCAGACUACGACAGCCCACUCACCUCAAAGUCAAGCAGACUCAGGGCUACCGCAAGCCCAUGGAGACAGACCUCGUUUACAUCGAGAGGUCGCCCAACUACUGUGAGGCGGAUACAGCCACAGGGAGUGUGGGCACCCAGGGGCGACUGUGUAACCGCACAUCACCACACACGGACGGCUGCGACCUCAUGUGCUGUGGUCGAGGCUACAACACGCACCAGUAUACUAAAGUGUGGCAGUGCAACUGUAAGUUUCAAUGGUGCUGCUUCGUCAAGUGCAACACAUGCAGUGAGAGGACCGAGGUGUUCACCUGCAAAUGAUAAAUAACAAGGAACUUAUCAUCAGGACGUGUUCUGACCAGGACUAGCUGAAUGACGAAGACACCCCUGUACGGUGUCUUGGACCUGUGAGAGACAUUGGAAUAAAACACUAAAGCUCUUCAAGGCAUUGAUUUGCACACCAGUCUAUGGAAUGCUUUUCAGAGAGUCUAUGUUUAAUAUUGGUUGGUCUCCCAUAAAGUUUCCCAAAUGUGGGAACAGUCUUCUCUGACAUGUGAAUGCGGUUAUACAUCCAAGAACGUUUCUUGAGUAAUGGUACAUUGAGACAAUAGGAGAGAAACAUUAACCCUUAAUGUUAUUAAAAGAAGCUGUGGACUUUUGUGGCCAGAGCUACAUGUGGACCAUGCCUUUUGAGUAAAUGGACACAAGUAUGAUGGAGGUGUUUAGAAGUGAAGAACUGAUGUAAGUAUUGUGCAUUGGGGGUGCACCAAACGCUUAGGAGGACUGUAUCAAACCCCCUGCUGCCAACUGGAAUAUGUUUUGUUAGUUUUCCAGUCACACUGGAACUGUCUGUUCUGAACACUGAAAUAAAUGUUUUAUUUAUGUUAUAGUAUCUUAAAACUAAGCACUAACGGGUAGAGAUGUCUUUUUGUACUAAGUCAAAGAAAAAAACUAUAGAAACUAUGACUGAAAUGUAUGUAUAUUAGACUGUCCCUUCAUCUCUAAGCUGGACACUUCUUUGCUGCUGGUGUCAUUACAUUUCAUUUCAAACUUAUGUGCUUUUGCCAGUGAAUAGUAAAAUAUACAGUAAACCAACAGAAUAGUGACAGUAACAUGUAGCUAUGUUGUUGAGUGCUGCACUGAUUUUCUAUUCAGAUACAAUUGAAAAUACAAUA
Molecule: messenger RNA, 1919 nt
Organism: Boleophthalmus pectinirostris (great blue-spotted mudskipper)
Lineage: Eukaryota; Metazoa; Chordata; Actinopteri; Gobiiformes; Gobiidae
Gene: wnt7bb
Product: wingless-type MMTV integration site family, member 7Bb
Exons: 4
Coding region: 4-1065 (353 amino acids)
Biological process (GO): positive regulation of JNK cascade; cell fate commitment; canonical Wnt signaling pathway
Cellular component (GO): extracellular region
Molecular function (GO): cytokine activity; frizzled binding
Source: RefSeq, a predicted model, not a curated record